AUGUUCCAUUGGAGGUGUGAGAAAUCUAAGAUUGUGAAUCUUUGCUUUGUUGAUGAUCUUAUGAUCUUCAGUCGAGGGGAUGUCCCUACUGUUUACUGGUCUUCUCUCUUUAUCCUCCCCAAGAGGGUUAUUAGAGAGAUUAAGGGUAUUCUUAGAGCUUUUUCCUGGUCAGGUACGGAUCUUAGGAAACAUAGUGCCAAAAUUGCUUGGGAUAAAAUUUGUGUGCCAAAAAAUGAAGGUGGUCUCGGGCUUAAAUCUUUAGAGGUUUGGAACAUGGCUGCUAUAACCAAGCAUAUUUGGUUCCUUUUCUCUGGAGGGGAGAUGUCUAUGUGGUGCCAGUGGGUUAAAUCGUAUUUACUUAAGGGCAAAAGCUUCUGGAAAGCGAAGGUUCCCAAUAACUCAUCUUGGCUUUGGAGAAAGAUUCUAGCUCUUAGAGAUAAAAUAUCACCUCUUAUUAUCCACAAAAUAGGUAGGGGUGACUCUACUUUGUUAUGGUAUGAUAAUUGGCCUCCUCUUGGUCCUUUAUGGAAAAAAUUUGGGGACAAAAUCUUGUAUAACUCCAGUCUUAAUAGUGAGACUAAGGUCAAUCAGAUUGUGGAUGGGGGUUCUUGGAAGUGGCAUGUCCCUAACUCUUGGGAAAUAAGGGAGCUGAUUUCUUCCACCCCCACUAGCUACAAACCUAAUACUUCCUUGAAUGAUCAACCUACUUUGUCUCUUUCUGAUGGGAAAUUUACUAUUAAUGCUUGGCCUGAAUUUCAGUGGCCUGGCAUUAUUCCCUUUGCUACUAGAGAGACUAAGAGAAGGUCAUUAAGAUCCAUUAUCAUCAAACUGUCAUUGUUGUGUUCUGUUUAUAUUAUCUGGCUUGAAAGGAAUAACAGAAUUUUCAAUAAAGAAUUCAAGCCAGAAGAAGUGGUUGUUAAAAUUAUUGUCCAACUGAUUAGGGGUAGACUGUUGUCUAUCACAAAUGUUCCUAGAAAUGCAGGUGACAACUGGUACAUUGACCAUUGGAAUUUGCCUGCUACUGUUUUGAAGCCCCAUGAUCUUGGAGAUGGGAGGGCUGCUGAGUGA
This is a messenger RNA of Camellia sinensis, 1068 nucleotides long. The record is from RefSeq and is a predicted model, not a curated record. NCBI's taxonomy places the organism in Eukaryota, Viridiplantae, Streptophyta, Magnoliopsida, Ericales, Theaceae.